Messenger RNA from Candidula unifasciata, 2373 nucleotides. NCBI's taxonomy places the organism in Eukaryota, Metazoa, Mollusca, Gastropoda, Stylommatophora, Geomitridae. The record is from the annotation of a GenBank genome assembly.
GCGAAAACACUCCGCAAACUGAUCCAGCAGCAGUUCCGGCAUUAUGCUCAAUUGAACGAAUCUGAAUGUGUCUUCAAGUUUUUUGAAACUCUGUUUACUGUACACCCCUUCUACCAUGAGAAAUUUCAGUGUUCACUACGGUCUGGUUGGAGUAUCUCUGUGGAGAUUGUCAUCGGUCCAGAUGUGGGGAUUAGCUUCCUGACGGAAAAAGCUUCAACUCCAACACGUGUGGCAGACUUUGCUCAGGUACAGUCCGUGCAUACAAUGAUGGCUGAUGAAGGCAGUGGUGUGGUACAGCUGAAGAUUGUCGAUGCUGCGGAACCCCUGAUAAUCAUGUGCAGAAACUUGGAUGAGGCCGAAGAUAUGGCUGAUUUGAUAGAUGGCUACUGCAGGCUGGUGCAUGACAUGCAAGGUUCCCUGUGGACCAGGAGAGGUAGUAGCUAUCUUUUCUGGUCUUUUUGGAUAUCUGACUAUGCAGAAAUUGUGGAAAAGGAAGAUGAUUAUAGCGUUGUAGAUGCACGUGACUUUGAGAUUCCACGUGACCACAUCCAUCUGGUGGAGAUCCUGGGUGAGGGCCAGUUUGGAGAUGUUUAUAAAGGAUUUUACCUAGGCCAGGAUGGGGUGCAAGUUCCUGUGGCUAUCAAAACCUGCAAAGAAAAUGGAGAAGAAGGUGUGGCAGAGAAGUUUCUAGAAGAAGCAUAUAUCAUGCAGCAGUUUGACCAUCCUCACAUAGUGAAGCUGACCGGCAUCUGUUCGGACACAAGUCCAGUCUGGUUGGUCAUGGAGCUGGCUAAACAUGGGGAGAUGCGAGCCUACCUACAGAAUAACCAGCAGAGGAUUGAUGUGGUUAUGCUAGUUCUGUAUGCCUACCAGCUCAGCACAGCUCUGUCAUACUUAGAGAGCAAGAAGUUUGUCCACAGAGAUAUUGCAGCCAGAAAUGUCCUGGUGUCUGCUCAUGACUGUGUGAAGCUUGGAGACUUUGGUCUGUCCAGAUGGGUGGAGGAAGAAUGCUACUAUAAAGCUUCCAAGGGGAAGCUGCCCAUCAAGUGGAUGGCCCCCGAGUCCAUCAACUUUCGCAAGUUCACUACAGCAAGUGAUGUCUGGAUGUUUGGUGUGUGUGUUUGGGAAAUCCUUAUGUAUGGAGUCAAGCCAUUCCAGAAUGUCAGAAACAACGAUGUCAUUGGAAAAAUAGAGGCUGGCGAGAGACUGUCCCUUCCUGCUGGUUGCCCUCCUACAGUGUAUGAGCUGAUGUCCGCCUGCUGGCAUUAUGAACCUUCCAGGCGACCCACUUUUGCUAACUUGAAAACCUGGCUAUAUGAUAUAUUAGACGAAGAGCGUCGCAGGCAGGAAGUGAUUCACAGAGACCAUUGGAGAGUGCAGGCUGUGAGUUUGAAUGGUAAUGGUUCAGAUGAAGAGCUACACCCUCCACCCAAACCAGCACGCCCGCAGUAUGCCAUGUUAUCCCCAACUGCGUCCACCCCUAACUUAUCGGUUAGUGCCCCCAUCUCACCCAACUCAUCAGUGGCCUCCCUGCCACAUCAUUGGAACAGUACCACCAUUCUUCCCCUUGGCCAUAGUACUCCUGUAUGUGGCCCUUCUCCUGAGGGCAAAGGUCAGGGUUUACGUCCUCCUGAGGGCAAAGGUCAGGGGUCACAUCUACAAGAUCAUAACCACCAGCAGAAUCUCCCGCUACCUCCUCAACCACCAGCACAAUCAGGGACCCAUGUUGAUUUCUCUUCAACUCUGUUUCCCCAGAUUCUGUCCCAACACUACAGACAUGUAGCGGAUGUGGACGAAUCUGUCAUUGAGCAGCGACUAAGGCAGCAGCGGAAGGAAUCAGAGGAGGAUGCUAAAUGGCUGGAGGAUGAAGAGAAGAACUUAGUAAGUAAAGUAAAGCAAAGGACCCCUUUUCCCAGGCUUUUAUUGGAUCAAAUGGAAAGUACACUUUUUUAUGUCUCUGUUAUCAGUUGUAAUUCCAGAAUACCUGUGGGUGAUGGAGUGUACAAAAAGACAACCAGUGUGGUCCGAGCUGUAAUGGUUUUGACCAGGGGAGCAGAAAACAUGGAUGCCAGUUCCUACUUGGACACAGUUAAGACAAUCGGCAGUGAGCUGAGGGAUUUGUUAGCUCAGGUAGACAACACUUUGCCUCAAUUAUCCUCUGAGAGUCAUAAACAGAUUGAAAUGGCCCAGAAAGUGCUGUCGACAGACAUGGCCUCGCUGAUCAGUGCAAUGAGGCUGGCUCUAGAGAACUACUACACACCCUUGCUGGCAGAGUACAGGAAGGGGAUGCUCAAAUCUGCUCACGCACUGGCUAUGGACUCCAAGAACCUUCUAGAUAUUGUUGACUCUGCAAGAUUAAAGCAGGUAUCCUAG